CCCUCCACUUCCCAUAACUGAAUUGUUUUGUACUCUCUGCCACCGCUAAGCCCAUCGCUCUCCGCCCGAGGUAUGGCCACCGGCAUUCGUCUCCGCCGCCUCGCCGCCAUCGCCACCGCCACUGCCACUGCCGCCACCGCGUGGACCUCCCUCUCCCCCGCCGUCUCAUCCAACGACCGCAGCGGCCCCCCCGCCCUCGAGUCCAUCCGGCGGAAGAUCAGCGAUCCUAGCGCGGUCGUCCCGCCGCGAGCCGUCCAGGGAGAGACCCUCGCCGGCGCUAGCUCCGCCGACCCGCUCGACAUUCUCGUGAUCGGGGGAGGCGCCACUGGCUGUGGUGUGGCUCUCGACGCUGUCACCCGCGGGUUCCGCGUUGGCCUUGUGGAAAGGGAGGAUUUCUCAUCCGGCACCUCCUCGAGGUCGACAAAGCUAAUCCAUGGAGGUGUGCGCUACCUGGAAAAAGCUGUUUUUAAUCUCGACUAUGGACAACUGAAGCUGGUAUUCCAUGCGCUUGAGGAGCGAAAACAGGUCAUUGAGAAUGCCCCACACCUCUGUCAUGCUCUACCUUGCAUGACUCCGUGCUUUAACUGGUUUGAGGUGGUAUACUACUGGGCGGGCUUGAAAAUGUAUGAUUUGGUCGCAGGACGGCACCUGUUGCACUUGUCUAGAUAUUAUUCUUCAGAAGAGUCUGUGGAGCUCUUCCCAACCCUUGCAAGAAAAGGGAAGGAUCGAGUGCUAAAGGGCACAGUGGUCUAUUAUGAUGGACAGAUGAAUGACUCACGGCUUAAUGUUGGGUUAGCAUGCACUGCUGCACUAGCUGGUGCAGCAGUACUUAAUCAUGCAGAAGUGAUAUCCCUCCUUAAGGAUGAAACUAGUGGGAGGGUAAUUGGUGCUCGUAUUCGGGACAAUAUAUCAGGCAAAGAGUUUGAUACUUUUGCAAAAGUCAUAGUCAAUGCGGCUGGGCCAUUUUGCGAUUCUGUGAGGAAGAUGGUUAAUGAAGAUGUGCAGCCAAUGAUCUCUCCAAGCAGUGGUGUUCAUAUCGUUCUUCCCGACUAUUACUCUCCUGAAGGGAUGGGCUUGAUUGUUCCUAAAACUAAGGAUGGGCGAGUAGUUUUCAUGCUACCGUGGUUGGGGCGUACGGUUGCUGGCACUACGGAUUCUAACACAGCUAUCACAAUGCUGCCAGAACCCCAUGAAGAUGAGAUUCAAUUUAUUCUAGAUGCUAUAUGUGAUUACCUAAAUGUCAAGGUAAGACGCAUGGAUGUCCUCUCUGCUUGGAGUGGUAUUCGCCCAUUGGCAAUGGAUCCUUCGGCUAAGAACACUGAGAGCAUAUCGAGAGAUCAUGUUGUGUGUGAAGAUUUUCCUGGGUUGGUCACCAUCACUGGAGGAAAAUGGACUACAUAUCGAAGCAUGGCAGAGGAUGCCGUUGAUGCCGCCAUUCGAUCAGGAAAGCUGAAGCCAACUACCGAAUGCCUUACUAACAAUCUAAGACUGGCGGGUGGAGAAGGAUGGGACCCUGCACAUUUCACUGUCCUUGCCCAGCAAUAUGUACGCAUGAAGAGGUCAUAUGGAGGUAAAGUCGUUCCGGGGGCGAUGGACACCGCUACUGCAAAGCAUUUGUCUCAUGCAUAUGGUACACGUGCUGAUAGAGUCGCUGCUAUUGCUCAGGAUGAAGGAUUGGGGAAGCGGCUUGCCCAUGGAUACCCCUUCCUGGAGGCCGAGGUCGCAUACUGCGCUAGAUAUGAAUACUGUGAGUCCGCAGUGGAUUUCAUUGCUAGGAGAUCAAGGCUUGCCUUUCUUGACACUGAUGCUGCGGGGAGGGCAGUGCCCCGUGUGAUUGAGAUUCUAGCAGCAGAGCACAACUGGGACAAGUCAAAGAAGAAAGAAGAGCUGGAGAAGGCGAGGCGGUUCCUGGAGACUUUCAAGUCAUCGAAAAAUGCUCAGUUCCAUGAUGGAAAACACAAUUAACAGAUGUCUGUGGCCGACUUCCAUCGGAUAAAAAAGCAGGCGAUAUAGUUUAGAACAUCAACAUUGGUAAUUUAUGGAGACAAGCAGAGGUUUAUAAUCAUUUUUUUUGUGGGGAUGCAUGGAUGAGACAUCCUUCUGUGCACUGAGCUUCCCAUAAAGCAUCACAUUACAUUGACGGAGCUCUUUUUGCUUGAUCUCUUGAUUCUUUUGGUGUCAAUAAAUUGGGGAUUCCAUUUGAGAAGGCAAA
This is a messenger RNA of Punica granatum (pomegranate), 2212 nucleotides long. The record is from RefSeq and is a predicted model, not a curated record. NCBI's taxonomy places the organism in Eukaryota, Viridiplantae, Streptophyta, Magnoliopsida, Myrtales, Lythraceae.